Calypte anna (Anna's hummingbird) is the source of this 4806-nucleotide messenger RNA. It is a transcript of the gene LGR4, whose product is annotated as leucine rich repeat containing G protein-coupled receptor 4. The transcript has 18 exons. The record is from RefSeq and is a predicted model, not a curated record. NCBI's taxonomy places the organism in Eukaryota, Metazoa, Chordata, Aves, Apodiformes, Trochilidae. Gene Ontology annotation, molecular function: protein-hormone receptor activity; G protein-coupled receptor activity; protein binding. Gene Ontology annotation, cellular component: membrane. Gene Ontology annotation, biological process: G protein-coupled receptor signaling pathway. Bases 250 to 3102 code for a protein of 950 amino acids.
GGCUGGCUGCUCGGGAGCACCGCUGAGACAGCCCCAGGGCCGCGCCGGCCGGAGGCGCCUUUUUGAUUUUUAUAUUUUCGUUGCUACUUUUUUUUUUUUUUUUUUUUUUUUUUUUAAUAUUUUUCCGCCAGCCGGUGGUGCGGAGGCUCAGUGCGCGGAGAGCGCCGGUGGUGAGCGGCAGGCCGAACCGUACCGUGCCGAGCCGAGCCGAGCCGGGGGAGUCUGGCCGGCGGUCGGCGGGGGCCGGCGAUGCGGUGCCUCGCUCUGCUCGGCCUCGUCGCCUGGGGCCUGGGGAGCUGGGCCGGGCCCAGUGGCGGAGCGUCCCCCCCUCCCUGCCCGGCCUCCUGCAGCUGCGACGGCGACCGCGGCGUGGACUGCUCCGGGCGGGGGCUGGCGGCCGUGCCCCCGGGACUCAGCGCAUUCACGCACGCCCUAGAUAUCAGCAUGAAUAACAUCACAAGGCUGCCAGAGGAUGCAUUCAAGAACUUUCCCUACUUGGAAGAGCUGCGACUGGCUGGCAAUGACCUUUCUUUUAUCCAUCCAAAGGCUUGUCUGGGGUUGAAAGAACUCAAAGUUCUGACCUUACAGAACAAUCAGUUGAAGACCGUACCUAAUGAAGCUAUCAGAGGAUUAAGUGGCUUACAGUCCUUGCGUUUAGAUGCCAACCACAUCACUGCCAUACCAGAAGACAGUUUUGAGGGUCUGGUGCAGCUGCGUCACCUUUGGUUGGAUGACAACAGCUUGACAGAAGUUCCCAUCUACCCACUCAGCAACCUUCCCUCUCUGCAGGCAUUAACACUGGCUCUUAACAAAAUAACACACAUUCCUGACUAUGCCUUUACAAACCUUUCAAGUCUUGUUGUUCUACAUCUUCAUAAUAAUAAAAUAAAAACGAUAGGAAAACACUGCUUUGAUGGAUUAGACAACCUUGAAACCUUGGAUUUAAAUUAUAAUAACAUGGUAGAGUUCCCUGAAGCCAUAAAAGCACUCCCAAGUCUGAAAGAGUUGGGAUUUCACAGUAACUACAUUUCCAUAAUUCCUGAUGGUGCAUUUGCAGGAAACCCCCUUCUAAGAACAAUACAUUUGUAUGAUAAUCCUUUGUCUUUUGUGGGGAACUCAGCAUUUCAGAAUCUGUCAGAUCUGCAUUCCCUGGUCAUUCGGGGUGCCAGCAUGGUUCAGUGGUUUCCUAAUUUGACAGGAACUGUUAAUCUGGAGAGUUUAACUCUAACAGGGACCAAGAUAAACAGUAUUCCUGUUAAUUUAUGCCAGGAGCAAAAGGUGCUACGAACUUUGGAUUUGUCUUAUAACAAUAUAAAGGACCUGCCAAGUUUUAAAGGCUGCCACUCCUUGGAAGAAAUUUCCUUACAGCAUAAUGAAAUCCAUGAAAUCAUGGAGGAUACCUUCCAAGGACUGUCAUCCCUUCGUAUCCUCGACCUCAGCAGAAAUCGGAUCCGUCAGAUCCACAAGGAAGCUUUCAUCACUGUUGGAGCUAUCAUUAACCUAGACCUGAGUUUCAAUGAACUCACUUCGGUCCCAACUGAAGGAUUGAGUGGACUGAACCAGCUUAAACUUGCAGGCAAUUCUGAGUUGAAAGAAGCUUUGGCAGCGAAGAACUUUGCAAAACUCCGGUCACUCUCUGUACCAUAUGCUUACCAGUGCUGUGCAUUUUGGGGUUGUGAGUCUUACUUAAACUCUGAUGCUGAAGAUUCCAGUCACCAAGAUCAAGGUACCUUAUUGGAUCGUGACAAGAGUGAUGCAGAUGCUCUAAAAAAUGAGGAAAGUGAGGAACUGGGACAGACUAUUAUUCACUGUACACCAGCAACAGGUGCUUUUAAGCCUUGUGAAUAUUUAUUGGGCAGCUGGAUGAUUCGCCUUACUGUCUGGUUUAUUUUUUUGGUUGCUUUGUUCUUCAACCUGCUUGUCAUGUUAACAGUAUUUGCAUCCCGUGCUCCGUUGCCAUCUUCCAAACUGUUUAUAGGUCUGAUUUCUGUCUCUAACUUAUUUAUGGGAAUCUAUACUGGUAUUUUAACUUUCUUGGAUGCUGUCUCUUGGGGAAGAUUUGCUGAAUUUGGCAUCUGGUGGGAAACUGGCAGUGGUUGCAGAGUUGCCGGGUUUCUUGCGGUCUUUUCGUCAGAAAGUGCCAUUUUUUUCCUGAUGUUGGCAGCUGUUGAACGGAGCUUCUCUGCAAAGGAAAUCAUUAAAAAGGGGAAAAGCAAUCGCCAAAAACAAUUUCAGAUAGCAGCAGUUUUUGCUUUCUUGUGUGCCGUGGUGGCAGGAUGCUUACCACUUCUUUACAAAGUGGAGUACUCGGCAUCACCCCUUUGCCUGCCCUUCCCCACCGGAGAGACCCCUUCCUUAGGCUUCACGGUAACUUUAGUGCUCCUCAAUUCAUUAGCGUUUUUGCUAAUGGCUGUUAUCUACACUAAACUCUACUGCAACCUGGAAAAAGAGGACCUCUCUGAAAACUCCCAGUCCAGCAUGAUUAAGCACGUGGCUUGGCUCAUCUUCACAAACUGCAUCUUCUUCUGCCCGGUCGCGUUUUUCUCCUUUGCGCCGCUGAUCACCGCCAUUUCCAUCAGCCCCGAGAUCAUGAAGUCUGUCACUUUGAUAUUUUUCCCUUUACCCGCUUGCCUGAACCCCGUCCUCUACGUCUUCUUCAACCCAAAGUUCAAGGAGGACUGGAAGCUGCUCAGGCGCCACCUGAGCAGGAAGAACGGGGCGGUGGCCAUCGCCGUCAGCGCCCAAGGCGGUUGCGCGGCGCAGGAUUUUUACUACGACUGCGGCGUCUACACCCACCUGCAGGGGAACAUCACCGUCUGCGAGUGCUGCGAAUCCCUCCUCUUAUCCAAGCCCGUGCCCUGUAAACACUUAAUAAAAUCCCACAGCUGCCCUGCGCUGGCAGUGGUGCCUUGCCAAAGGCCGGACGGGUACUGGUCGGACUGUGGCACCCAGUCAGCCCACUCCGACUACGCUGACGAGGACGAUUCCUUUGUCUCGGACAGCUCAGACCAAGUGCAGGCCUGCGGCCGCGCCUGUUUCUACCAAAGCCGGGGCUUCCCCUUGGUUCGUUACGCCUACAACAUACCCAGAAUUAAAGACUGAGAGGCUUUCUGCCCUCAGCUGCUCUCCUGGAGAGGUGUAAAGCUUCGCAGACCCUUGCCUGGUUUGACCUUUCGAGCAGGAAGCGCUUCUGUAAUCACCGCCGAGUGUCGGCCGUAAAAGGAGGGAAGCGGGCGGUGACUCCUUGAGCCAUACACUUCAAAACAAUUAAACAAAUAAAUCACUUCCCCUGACUGUAAAUGAUUGGUAAACCAAAUCUGUUACCCCGGUAUUUUUACUCUUUCCACACAAUAGUGGGUUCUUUUAUACAGUUUUUUACAUGCUAAUUGUGUGUUUCCACGUUGUACUCCGGUUGUACUUUGCUUCUGCUGUUGGCGAGGGAAGUUCUGUUGAUUUUGAUUUUUUUUUUUCCUCUUUUGCCAAAGCACAAUAUAAAGGACAGCUGUUUAAUAUUAAAGAAAUUAUUUUUAAAUGUGACUUUUCUAUAAUUAAACAAAAAAACUCUUUUGCUAGCUUUGUGUAGUGUAUUCAGCAUUGAAUCUCAGGAUAAAUUUUACUGCAGGGCCAAAAAAGGGAUUAAUUCUCCCAUAUAUAACUGUGACAGCAAUAUAGGAAUACCAUGUUUCUCUAGUAUUUGAAGCCAAUGCUCAAUUUUUUAAAAAAGGUUUUGCUACAAUCAAAAGCACUUGUGAUCCACAGUAUCUGUAGACUAUGAAAUAAGAAUUUUAACAGCUGUCAGAAAUAGUAGGUUUGAACACAUUUUUUCCAGUGAUGAUGCAUUAGUUCAGGUGAACCACAGCAACUUUCUUCAGUAUUAUGCAGUUGGGUCACACUGUUGGAAGGAAUAUCCAUGCAUCAGGGGGUGGUAGCAGUGCUGUCAAUGUGUACAGCUCACAGCUUUGCAGAAAGGCUGGAUAAUAUCUGCAGCCUCUUAGAGCACCCCAGUAGUAUCUAUGAAUAGACUGCAAUUUUAGCAAAUGUAGAGAAAACAGAAAGCAAUUUUUGCAAUAAGGAAAAGCAUUUUUUCAAUUCUUUUAGUGAGGGUGAAGUACACUGUGCAAAGUCACCGAUUUCUGUGUAAAUCGGUGCAAUAUUUUUAAACCAUUCAAGUCCUGAGACCCAAGUGUUUUAAGUACAACUAGUGGUCCAUUUAUAGGGUUUUAGUUUGAGGUCUGAUCAAUACAAAGCUAUGAAUGCAUGAUCAAGUAAAUUCUGUAUGUUUCUUCAACAAUACACUAAAUCAAAAGCAAAUCCACUGCCAUCCCAGUUACUCUGGAGACAUUCUCAUUAAGAUUUAAAGCUAGAUUGCUGUUUUGAGAAUUAAGCUGUAUAUACUGUUCAUACAAUGAAUUUUUAUCUUUGUAUUGUAAAUUAUUUGAUAGAACACAUGAUGGGAAAUGUGGCUUCAGUUCAUUUUGUUAAUUAAAGCUACCUCCUAAAAUAUAGUGGCUGCCAGUAGCAGAAUGUUUAAAAUGUGGUUUAUAUACUUUUUGCAUUGUAAAUAGACAUGGUUGUAUAUUGUCACUGUAAUAAAACCAGAAUCCUUGUAUAUCAAAAUCAUGUAGUUUGUACAAAGUAUGGGAGGAUUAUUUACUGUAUGCUGUUAAUUUUGUAAGCCAAAAUAUUCACAUGUAAAAGCAAAAGAAAACCAACCCCGAGUUGUUAAUUCUUAUAUUUACACUCAUGAAUAUUACAUCAGCAGUUAGCAUGGAAUGUUACACUGAGAGCAAAUAAAAGGUACAUAAA